Acomys russatus (golden spiny mouse) is the source of this 2653-nucleotide messenger RNA. RefSeq names its product cytoskeleton associated protein 2 like (gene Ckap2l). The transcript is spliced from 9 exons. The record is from RefSeq and is a predicted model, not a curated record. The coding region runs from base 1 to 2307 and encodes 768 amino acids. Lineage: Eukaryota; Metazoa; Chordata; Mammalia; Rodentia; Muridae. Gene Ontology annotation, cellular component: cytosol; mitotic spindle; centrosome.
AUGUUGUGGACCCUGAUCUCUGUGAGGGACCUGGAGACCUUCCUCUUAAGAUGUAAAGGAUUUUCUGUUAAGUUUCUGUUGUGCGCUUGUGCCCAUGUUUUUCUAGAAGAACGAUGGCAAAAGCUCCAGGAGUACCUGGCCGCCAAGGGAAAGCUGAAGGACCCCAACGCCAAGCCUUAUCUAAAAGCCAAGACUAUCUGCCCCAAACCACCAUCUUCUAAAUAUACUCCUGGACCCAAAAAAGAUGUUUCCAGUCAUGCCAUUUUGCCUGUCAAAACUACAAAGCCCAUCAACAAUAAACUCCAGACUAAACCAGCCAGUGUCACAGGGCCCCAGAAGCCAGAGUUGGAGCCAUCCAAGCUUCCAGGCAAAGGGCUCACGUCAAGAUGUUUUCAUUCUAACUCAGACUGGAAACAAUCCAGCAAGACUCAGUGGCAGCCCAAAGCUGCAUCAUCCACUACAGGACUGUCAAGAAAGCCCAGGCGGUCCCCUGAUACACAGGAACUGAAAACCACAAAGCGGCAGGAGGCACAUCAAGGAAAUACUAAGUGCACAGAUGCCCUGGCUAACACCCAUGGUGAAAAGCAGUGUUUGGAUGGCUUUCCUGACGAGACAGACAAAGAGAACGUGCCCCAGACCUUGCUAGAACCUAAGAAGCGAGAUCCUGACUUAUACCCCAUAAGGAAGCCAAACACUGGCUCUUUUAACCAAACUCAGAGAAGUCUGCCUCCUAAGCAGAUCCUGAGCAAAAGUUCGGUUACUCGUGUUGCUCUGAAAGACAGAGCUAACAAACAGUUUGUCAGAAACACACAAAUCAGAGCUCAGCCAGUGAAGUCACAGCAACUUUCUACAGCUGCAGACUCGGCACAACCAAGAGAAAAACCCCCACGAACAGCUCCCUCUCACUUUGUUCCAGCCCAUAAUAAGACUCAGACAUCAAAGAAACCAGUGGUCAAGGACACACAGGGCAUGAAGGUUAACAGGGUUCAAUAUGGAAGACCAAAUGAAACUAAGAUACAGUCGUGCCCUGCUGCUGAACAAAAAGUAAAACAUACAAAGCCUAGUUCCCAUCCUGACGUGCUUCAGGGAAGACCUACCAAUAGACAUCCAAACGUGAGGCAGGAUCAGAAGCCAGUGAAGCCUUGCCUUGGACCCCAGGCACCAUGCAUUCUGCAGAAGUCAAGACCCAUAAGCCAGAGACCUAAUUUGACAGCUGGCAACUUUAAUGCAGUCAUUCCAAGCACGCCUAGCGUUGGAGCAAAUAAAACACAUAACAAUAAAUGCAAUAGCAUCUUUCAGCAGAAAGCACAGACUCUGGACUCCAAGUUCAAAAAGGUUCCUCCUCAGAGCCAUUUUCUAAGCAAGACUGCUCCCAAAACUCAAGCUGGAACAGCAGCAGCAAGUAGGAAGGGAGCCCCGAGUGCAAGCCAGACCCAUCCACACAUCAAGACCGACAUGAAGGAUCGGAGGAAACAGCUGGAAGAAUGGCAGAAAUCUAAAGGGAAAACCUAUAAACGACCUCCCAUGAAAUUGAAAACAAAAAGAAAAAUCAUAGAGGAAAUGAACAUUUCAUUCUGGAAGAGCAUUGAAAGAGAAGAAGAAGAAAAGAAAGCCCAGUUGGAGCUAUCCAAUAAGAUUAACAGCACUCUGACAGAAUGCCUGCGGCUCAUCGAGGAGGGUGUACUUCCUAAUGAAAUAUUUACCGUAUUGUCCAGCAUUCCUAAGGCUGAAAAGUUUGCCAAAUUCUGGGUGUGCAAAGCAAAGUUACUGGCAAGUAAAGGCACCUUUGAUGCUGUUGGACUGUACGAAGAGGCCAUUAAAACUGGAGCAGCACCAAUACAAGAACUGUGCGAGGUUCUGAACAUUCUGCAAGAUCCAAGCAGAAGCACAGAAGUGGCCACCCCUGACUCAUUAGCUGCUGAAACUAAUACCGCAUCCAUGGAAGAGCUGACCAAGAAGGAGGUGUCUGGGCAGCCAUGCCCUUCUCUAAAGGAAAAGGAGCAGGUUACAGCAGCACCACAGAUGCCCACAGCAGAGUGGGAUAAUGCUGGCAUCAAACUACAGGUCGCCCCAGUCCCUAGAAUAUGCGGUGUGCCGGAAGUACAGAGCAUGAAGCUCAUCACCCCCGUGAGGCGCUCCGCCCGGAUCGAGCGAGCUGUGGCCCGCUACCCAGAGAUGCUGCAGGACCACGACCUUGUCGUGACCUCUCUUAACGAGCUGCUGGAAGUGGAGAGAACGGAGUGCUUUGUCUUCCGUGAAAAUGAGGCUUUGCCUGUGACACUGGGUUUUGAAAUCCUUGAAUCAUGAUCUUUUGAUGUUUGGGGUUUGUUUUGGUUUUUGUUUGGUUUUUUGGUUUGUUUUUGGGUUUUGUUUAGUUGUUUGUUUGUCUUUGGGUUUUUUUGAGACAGAGUUGCUCUGUGUAACAGCUCUAGUUGUCCUGGCACUCUCUCUGUAGACCAGGCUGGCCUCAAACUCACAGAGAUCCGCCUGCCUCUGCCUCCCAAGUGCUGGGAUUAAAAACAUGCACCACCACCACCUGGCUUGUUUUAAUAUUUUUAAUGAGGUUUCUUGCAAAAGAUAAAUGCUCUCAUCAAGAUGCCCUGAAAUAAAUGUACACUGAGUCACCAUGAUGCAGGUGACAGACUCUUGGGUC